AUAAUAAAUCUAACAGUUACCGAGGUAACGGGUUCUGGUUCAGUUCGCCGUGUAAGCUGAACUCGUAAACAUCUUAUUCAACUUCCAACAAUCAAAAUUUUAUCACGUCUGAAAAUGGCAAACAUGAGACAGAUUCCCUUAACCUGCAGUGGACAUACACGGCCCGUGGUCCAUCUAGAUUUCAGUGGUAUCACCCCCUGUUCAUAUUUCUUGAUAUCAGCAUGCAAAGAUGGAAAACCCAUGCUCAGGCAAGGGGAUACUGGGGAUUGGAUCGGAACUUUUGAAGGUCACAAAGGUGCCGUUUGGGGCGUGGCUUUGAACACCGACGCCACAAAAGCGGCGACAGGCGCCGCAGAUUUCACAUGCAAAGUAUGGGAUGCCGUAUCUGGCGACGAACUUCAUUCCUUCCAACACAAUCAUAUCGUUAAAAGUGUCAAUUUUUCCAAGGAUAGCAACUACCUAGUAACAGGCAGUAACGAGAAACUUGUCAGGGUGUUCGAUCUGACCAAUCCGGAAGCAGCUCCUGAAGUAUAUACCGGCCACACCUCUGGAAUUAAACACGUUCAGUUCUUCAGAAAUGACACACAUCUGAUUUCUUGCGCAGAUGAUAAAACCCUCAGGGUAUGGAAUAGAGCCACAGGAAGUGAGGUCCAAAAGAUCGAGUUUCCAUCUGUACCAGGCAGCCUUGAAGUGUCACGUGACGGCACUGUCAUCACAGUAACCCAUUCCAACCACGUGGUGUUCUUGGAUGCAGAACACCUUAAUAAAAUCAGGGAAUUCCAAUUACCUACAUCUGUGAAUUCAGCCUCCCUACAUCCAGAUAAAAGCAUAUUUGUGUCUGGUGGUGACGAUCUCAAAGUAUACAAAUUCGAUUAUACGACAGGUAGUGAAAUAGAAUCCUUCAAAGGCCACUUUGGCCCAGUGCACUGCGUGAAGUUUUCCCCAGAUGGUGAACUCUAUGCUUCUGGAUCUGAAGACGGCACUUUGAGGUUAUGGCAGACAACAGUCGGAAAGACCUAUGGCUUAUGGAAAUGUUUGGAUGGCUCUCAGGUUAACAACGACUCGCUUUCAGUUAUGAAAGAAGUACAAGCCAUGUAAAUAACCUUUUUUACCUGUUUGUCUCAUGGUGUGAUCUAUGAAGAUGUUCAUAAAAAAAAUGGGAGAAAUGCAAAUUUUUUGAGAGAACUAGGCUAAGCGAAUGGGAAAUUGAUCUAUUUUAUGGUACUGGUUUUGUAUGGUUUUCACUGCUGAAAAUUGAUUUGUUUGUUAAUAUUGAUAGUUUUUUCAUGAAAUUGAUAGUGAAAAUGUUUUAUUUAUUCUUUCGAUUUGUUUUCGUACCCAAUGUGUCAAGAUCACACUGUCGAUAAAUAUCAUGUGAUGAAAUAUUCGAUUGUAAUUUUUAAUCUGUAAGUAAUUUUGAAGUCUGACAUUAUUAGUAGUGCUUCCCAUAAUUAGAUGAGAAGUAGACUUAUGUAUUAACGACAUUUUUCUUAUGUUUUCAAUUUUUUUAUUUUGUGUUUGAAGAAAAACAGAAUAAAUUUUUGUGAUUUUA
Harmonia axyridis is the source of this 1552-nucleotide messenger RNA. It is a transcript of the gene wmd, whose product is annotated as serine-threonine kinase receptor-associated protein. Bases 115 to 1098 code for a protein of 327 amino acids. The record is from RefSeq and is a predicted model, not a curated record. Gene Ontology annotation, molecular function: RNA binding; protein binding. Gene Ontology annotation, biological process: spliceosomal snRNP assembly. The transcript has 5 exons. Gene Ontology annotation, cellular component: SMN complex. NCBI's taxonomy places the organism in Eukaryota, Metazoa, Arthropoda, Insecta, Coleoptera, Coccinellidae.